Molecule: messenger RNA, 5603 nt
Organism: Echinops telfairi (small Madagascar hedgehog)
Lineage: Eukaryota; Metazoa; Chordata; Mammalia; Afrosoricida; Tenrecidae
Product: zinc finger protein 14-like
Exons: 4
Coding region: 186-1898 (570 amino acids)
Biological process (GO): regulation of transcription by RNA polymerase II
Cellular component (GO): nucleus
Molecular function (GO): DNA-binding transcription factor activity, RNA polymerase II-specific; RNA polymerase II cis-regulatory region sequence-specific DNA binding
Source: RefSeq, a predicted model, not a curated record
UGUGGCCAUUGGAGACCUAGUCUCGUCUUGAACAUCCUCCAUGUUACCACUCUUCUAACUGGUGUGUGGACCAAGCAUUGCUCGUCUAUCUAGUGGCUCUCCUUCUACUCCCCAUCCCUCGUACUGAAGUGGCUUCCUGGGUUCAGAGAGAAUAUUCAUUUCACUUCCAGAAGCCGGAGCAGGACAUGGACUCAGUGGUCUUUGAGGAUGUAGCUGUGGAAUUUAGCCAAGAAGAAUGGGCUUUGUUGGAUUUUUCUCAGAGAAAACUCUACAGAGAUGUGAUGGUGGAAACCUUGAAGAACCUGGACUCAGUUUUCAAACAGGAUAAUAAUAGACAUACAUUCACUCUGAAGAAUGACACCUGCUCCUCCAUAUUAGGAGAAAUCUCUGAAUUCCAUGGCAUUGAACAUCAGCACAACAACCAGAAACAGCACAUGAGAAUGUAUGCAGGAGAUAGCCUUUGUGGAAGAAAAGAUGGUAAAGACAAUAGAUGUGAAGCAAGUAGUGAGCAUGGAAAAGCUUUCGGCUCCAUUGGAAAUCUUACUAAUCUCAACAAAACUCCUGCCGUUUUAAAUCCGUUUGAAUUCCUUGAGAAUGGUAAAGGCUUCAUGGAUCAUUCAGCAUUUAAACAUCACAUCAGAUCUCACACAGGGUAUAAACCUUACCAUUUUAAAGGAUGUGGAGAAGAUGGCGCUUGUUUCUUUUACCUAAAACCUCAUGUGAAGGAGAAAUUUUGUAAAUGUAAGGAUGAUGGGAAGCCUUGUCGCUGUUCCUUACCUCUCAGCACACAUAUACGAAGUCACAGUGGAGAGAGACCUUACGAAUGUAAGGAGUGUGGGAAAGCCUUUAGUCACCUCUCAAGUGUAUACAGACAUAUAAAAUCACACAGUGAUGAGAGACUUUUUGAAUGUAAGGAAUGUGGGAAAACCUUUAGUUGCUCCUCAUUCCUCCGUACACAUAUGCAAACUCACAACAGAGAGAGGCCAUAUGAAUGUAAGGAAUGUGGUCGGGCCUUUAGUUUCCCCUCUUCCCUCACUUCACACAUGCGAACUCACAGUGGUGAGAAACCUUAUGAAUGUAAGGAAUGUGGGAAAGCUUUUAGUCGUGCAUCAUCUCUAACUGUACAUUUAAGGUCCCACAGUGGAGAGAGGCCGUAUGAAUGUAAGGAAUGUGGGAAAACCUUUAGUCGAUCUUCACACCUCACCACCCAUAUCAGAACACACAGUGAAGAGAGGCCUUAUGCAUGUAAGGAAUGCAGGAAAGCGUUCAGGCAGUUUUCAGAGCUUACUAGACAUGUAAGAGUUCAUACUGGAGAGAAGCCUUAUGAAUGUAAAGAAUGUGGGAAAACCUUUUGUCAGUUUUCACAACUCACUAGACAUGUGAAAAUCCACAGUGGAGAGAAGCCUUAUGAAUGUAAAGAAUGUGGGAAAGCCUUUAGUCUGCUUUCAUACCUCACUGGCCAUAUAAGAACUCAUAGUGGGUACAGGCCAUAUGAAUGUAAAGAAUGUGGGAAAUCAUUUAGUCGGUUCUCAUACCUCACUGGCCAUAUAAGAACUCACAGUGGAUACAGGCCAUAUGAAUGUAAAGAAUGUGGGAAAUCAUUUAGUCGGUCCUCUCACCUCACUACUCAUAGAAGAACACACAGUGGUGAGAGGCCUUAUGAAUGUAAGGAAUGUGGGAAAGCCUUUUUUCAGUCCUCACACCUCACUAACCAUGUAAGAUCUCAUAGUGGAGAGAAGCCUUAUGAAUGUAAGAAAUGUGAAAAAGCCUUUAGUUGUUUCUCAUCCUUCCGUAAACACAUUAGGAAUUUCCAUGAAAAUACACCUUAUGAUAAUAAUGAAUGUGGGGGUAAAAAAAACAAAUUCACUGCCAUCGAGUCAGUAACGACUGUAGGAUAGAGUAGAACUGCCCGAGGGUUUCCAAGACUAAUCAUUUACAGAAUUCUGCCAGAUUUCUGCUGCAGAGCAGCGGUCGUUUUGAACUGUUAAAAAUCCAAUGCAUAACCACUAUGCCGCCAGAGCUCCUUCAUGAAUUUGGAAAGGCCUUAGUUAAUUUUCACACCUCAUGUGGAGUGAGCCUCCUGUACAGUGAAUUGCUGUCCUAUGGCCCUUCUAACCAUGGUCAUAUAACUCCUACAAAACGGUUCAGUGGGAAUAUGCAAAUAAGGUGAGUGGUAUCUCAAUAGGUUUAAAGCACCAAUUUCAUAUGGGGAGGGGAACAUCAGAACCAACAAGAAGAUAGGCCGGAGUGGAGCAUGUCCUGACAUUAUUGGGGUCCCUGUGUAGAAAGCCAUGUAAACAUAGGAGACAGAGCUUAAUGCUGUAAGAGGAGCAGCAUAAGAUAAUAAGCAGCAGCAGCAAGUACAGCAGAGCAAAGGAUGGGUUCAGAACAAGGAGAGGAGCACCUUAUGUUGUAAUUCAUAUUGGAUUAUUUGAUCUUCAUCAGUAAGGACUUCAAGUUCUUUUUCACCAAGCAAGAGUGUGUCAUCUGCAUAUCACAGGUUAACAAGUCUUCCUCCUGUCCUGAUGUUAGAUUCUUUGUCAUAGAGUUUAGCUUCUCAUUUGUUCAACUUGACAUUGAACAUGUAUGGUAAAAUGAUAUAACUGACACACAGCUUUCCUGAUUUUAAACCAUGCAGCAUUCUCUUGUCCUGUUUCAACCAUGGCUUCUCGGUUUGUAUACAGGUUCCACAUGAGAACAAUGAAGUAAAUGUUCUGGAAUUCCCAUUCUUAGCAAUGUUAUCUCUAGUUUGUUAUGAUCCACAUCAUGUGUCACUAUUCUUUCUCUACUCAAAUUGCUUCACCACCAUUAACAUUGGCUUGCUGCCCCCUGAAUUUCUCAUCUAUGCUCUGGAGUUACUGUUUUCAAUUUGAUCCCAUUAAAAGAAUGUGAUUUUAAUUCUUUAAAAGAAUGUAAUGUAUAUAUCAAACAGUCUUUACAAAUGCAACUAAACUGUUUGGUUGAAAGAUUACUUCAGAUCUUUCUGAUUCAGAGUUUAAAGAUCUCAAAGCAAUAGAUUGGAGGACUCGGUCUUAGUCUAGUAAGUCUGGACUUCAUAAGAAUAUGAAAUCCUGUUACACAUUUUCCCCCCUUUUAGAUUAGGAUUCAUCUAGUUAGUCCUUGGUUGAAUUGUUCAGUACUGGUAACCUGACAUCAUCCUCUUUUUCUGGUCUUGUGACAAGAGAGGCCUUAGUUCAUGGAAGCAUUAGGCCUGGAAUCCAGGUUUUACGUGGUGUUCUGGUUCUACUUUUUCUUCAGGUGAAUAGAGAAUAAUAUGUUUUGCUAUUUUUGGAAUGGCUGCUGGUAAUUUUUACGACUCCAUGUGCUACUCACACAACUGUCUCAGUGUCUCACUCUGAUUCAAUUCUGGCUCAUAAUGACCCUAUAGGACAGAGUAGAACUGCUCUUCAGAGUUUCUGAGUCAAACUCGAUGGAAGUAGAGAGCGUUAUCUUUCUCCUGAGGAGGGUCUGGUGGUGUCAUCCAGUUGACCUUGGGAUUAGCAGCUCAAUGCAUAACCCAUGAUGCCACCAGCAGGUAGACUAGAAAUAGGCUAAUUGACUAGAUUUCCUCCAGGCCAUGGUCAUAAAGUUUCCAAGCAAGAAAAAGAAUCCCAUAUGAAUAAUGGUUAUACAACCUGAAGAGUCUAGUGAGUGGCACUGAAUUACACAUGUGGAAGUUAUGGAAUUGGAAAAUGUUUUGUUAGGUGUAUUUUUAGAAAAUCUAUGUGCCUUGUGGUCUAAUUCUGAGGUUUCUUUUCUUAUGAAAACUGUUAUCAUACUAAAAGGCAUCAUUUCUUAUGACCCACACUGUUUUUGAUUAUUAGUAAUUGCCUCAAGUUCUCAAUUUCUGCAAAUAAGGUUGUGUCACCUGUGUACAACACCUGCUUCUAUCCUCUUCCAUAUCUAAUGCUCCAUUCGCCAAAUAGUUCAGUUUAUUGAGCAGGCUCUCACAAAUGGAGUAAUCAUAGGAAUGAAUGCUCCUUUUCAACGGGGAGGUACUCCUGUAAGCAGAGUGUUCCAAUUCAAUAAAUAGGACUAUGUGAAGAAUAGAGCUCUGUGUACAGAUUGAGUAAAUAUGGGGAAAAAGGAGAAAAGCCCAAAACACGUUUUUUCUGACUUUAAACCAUGCAUUGUCCCAUUUUUAUGCUUGAGCAGGUCACACAUAAGCAUAAUCGUUAUAUCAUUUCUUGUGGUUCACACAGUUGAAUGCUUCUGCAUAGUUUGUAAAUACCAUUUGGAUACUUCCCGCCAGUCAAAAUUCAUCUGAUAUCAGCAAUGAUUUCUAAUUAUACAUCCUUUUCUAAGCCUGGGUUGAAUUCCUAGCAGUUCCUCUGGCAGUGUACUACUGAAAUCAUUAUUAAGCGAACUUUUACUCACAUGUAGCGUAGGUGAUACUAUCAGAUAAUGCUUGCAUUAGGAAUAUGUAUGGUUACAGAGCUCUUGUGUCUGAUGACAAGUAGCUAUCCAAUUUUUUUUUUGGCAUAGACUAUUGAGCACUUCUAGAGAAAUCCAGGAGGGUAAAGCAUUAGGAGGUUUGAUUAGUAGUUUAAACUGUACAAUACAAAGUUGAUUAUCUAAAAUGUAGAUCCCCCUAGCUUACAGUAAAAAAUUGUUAAUAAAAUGCAUAGCAUUUUAAAAAUUACAUGAUUCAUUGUAUUGGGUAAAUUUGAUGCACGAGACCUCAAAAAAAAGAAAGAAAGAAGAGAAAAGAAAGGAAGCAGCAAAAGGAUGAUCGAUGUCAGGGUACACGAAGGUCACCAAGGGGCGGCAGCAUGCUAGAGUUCUGUAAAUGCUGAAGAGACAGAUCUUUCGCCACAGCCCACAGAGAAUAGCACCCCCCUACAGGCGGUACUCUGCAGAUUUCUAGGCUCUGAAAUGGAGGGGAAAUAAAUGUUCAUUAAGCCAUUCACUUGUGGUAUUUCUGUUAACAGCAGCAUUGGAUAACACAUACAGGCUCCCAUAGGAGGGGUAGUCAUAGGGAUUAAGUCCCAUUUCAAGGGGGUUCUGCUCCCUUUAGCGAAGUAUCCUUUGUUUCUUUUACAAAUAGUAUGCUGUCCCCAAAAUACAUCAGAAUAUAUUGCAUUUAUUAUAACCAACUGACAAAGUAUCUUUAGGACAUUUUCUGUUGUUUCCUAGGGUUUGGCUCUGGAGGCCAACUGUACCAACAGGCCCGAAUUGUCUGUUACACUCAAGAUCCUUUGCAGCUGCUGUGUAUAGAUGGGUAACAGUGGCAUUAUUUUGUUUAGUUCAGACAAUACAAUCCUAUCUGUUCUGUUAUCCCAUAAAUCCUACCCUCCAGGAGGCUAUAGACUUGGGAUUAUGUUGGAAUUUAUUUGCCAGAUGGAUUAAUUCAGCUGCAAUAGAGACUAAACCCUGUGGCACAGAGGGUAAGCACUCAACUGCUAAUCAAAAACGCGGUUUGAACCUACAAAAACGUUCCACAGGAAAAACGUGGCAUUGUUUCUGUAAAGAUUAUAGCCUUUGAAACCCUAUGAGGCUGUUCUACUCUGUCAAUUGUAAGUCUGACUAGUGAGGGGUAAGGGUGCAUUUGCCCACCCCUUGUCUGGUCUGUUUUGGACUGAAUAAAAGACCUCUUUCUCUGA